AUGAAGGAUAAAUACAUCCUGAAUGGUACAACUCAGUUGACACCCUUCCUCUAUCCUCCUAAAGAGGAGCACAAUAAUGACUUUAGAGGGAUGCAAAGAAAGAGACCUAAUCAAAGAACCUCCUUUUCACCUGAUUCUUAUGAUUCCAAAGCCUUUAAUACUUAUAUUAUUACUCAAAGAAAGGAGAAUCUCGCUCAGAUCCAGCAGUCUAAAUAUCAAAAGAAAGCUCGUGCUUUCUAUAAACAUUCGAAGAUUAACUCUAAUGUAACUUCUCCUUCGAGUUGUUUCAAAGAAGUCUAUCAAGGCAUGAAACCUAAUUAUCAAAGAGCUAAGACGAAGUACAAAAAGAGACAGCCUAAAUACAAGAAAUUAAGCUUUGGAACUCACUUUGAGGGAGUUACAAGCACUCAAUUAUCUCUAAUGAAUAUUUGUAGGAAAGAGGAUAUCUCAAAUACUCACGCAUACGAAGACUUUUCAGAUACUUCAGGAAGUCCUGUGCAAAAACCUGACAAAUAAAGCGUUUUCUUUCAAAAUUUCCCCUGUGGAUAACAUUUUUAAACAAAAAUUACCUUCUAAGAAGACUAUUUUAAAGCCCAAGAGCUUCAAUGGUAAUCCUAGAUACAAGAAAUCAAUGCUACGGGCACUCAAACAGAGAAGAAAGAUUGGAAAUCUUUUACAGGACAAGCUAGUUUCUCCUCUAAACAUAACAGAAAAGACCACUGAUUAUAGAAGAAAGAUGAGCAAUAGGCAUGUAUAUGUGUCAUGACAACACAAGGAUUGUGGUAGGAAUGGGAUUAAUAUCAGCAUUGAAGAAUUCAUUAAAGAAUCUAAGAGAAAAGAUCGAAGAGAAAUUUUAGAGAAGAAGAAAUUGAAACCCCCAGAAGAUAGAGUUAGAUACUCAAGUCUUGACUUCAAAAAGGAAACAAGAAAUAAGUUCUUUGAGCCUAUUGUUGACUCCUUCAAGAGAGAGAGCAUGUCAACUAUAUUUGUGAAUCCUAACUUAAAUGCCUCUCAGAGAGUUUCCAUUUAAGGCUAGUUUUUAUAACGCUUAAUUUU
Molecule: messenger RNA, 1056 nt
Organism: Moneuplotes crassus
Lineage: Eukaryota; Ciliophora; Spirotrichea; Euplotida; Euplotidae
Source: the annotation of a GenBank genome assembly